UACUCUGGGUCUACCAACGCUGCUUCUGAAGAGAUAAAGAGGACAGAAAUGUGCUAUUCCUUUGAAGCACUGCACAAUUUAAAUCCAUGUGCACUCACAAGCCUACAGCAACAGGUAGGACAGCCCAGCUUUCUUAAGUCAAGACACAGUCUAAAGCUUCCAGAGAGGCCCCAAGGAACCAUGCCCUUCUCCUCCUCCCUCCCCACAUCCCCAUCCGCUAUCUCCGUCUUUGUUUCAGCUUUCUCUUUCCUCAAGUCUCACUUCCCUCUUUCUCCAGGAUAAUUUGGUUUCAUUCUAAAUCCUUUAACAGAUUCUCCUUUAGACCUUAAUAACUUUUUCUCCCCUUUCUGAAUCUUUUUUUUUUCUAACCUUUUGCAUUUUUUUAAAGUCUCAUUUCCUGUCUGGGUUUUGCAUUUCCCUCCCCCGCCCCUCCCAGCCUAUGACACACUUUCUCUCUUCUUUUUUAAUUCUUUUUUUCUCUUUUAUUUGCUCCAAGCUCAUUCUUCAGGGCCUUCGCAUCAGCCCCUUACCUCCCUUUCCUUCUCCACUCCCCAACUCCUCUCCCCUCUGCUCCGAGCCCUGGGCUCAGCGCUCAGUCCCAGAAACCCCAUUACCCCAGCUCAACCUCUUCCAUCACCACUGAGAUUCACUUGGCACCUCAGACCGCUUGCCCUCUAGUCUCCCCCUUCUCCGACAGGUGGAGGUAGAGGGGGUCAUCGAGGAGAUUUGGGCCCGACGAAAGCAGCCAGUGCUGAGGCAUGUAGGAGGGAGGCACAACUGACCAGGACCUGGACCUCCUGUGAAGCACAAAGCAUGAGCGCUCGAGGUUAAUAUGGGGUACCAGGAAUCCAUUUCUAUUUGAGUUUGACACCACUGGCCCAGGAUUCCUAGAGGAGGCGAGCCAGAAAUGGGUGACUACAUGGAGACAUUAAAGAAUGAAGAAGAUGCCCUUUGGGAAAACGUGGAGUGUAACCGCCAUAUGCUAAGCCGAUACAUCAACCCAGCCAAGCUCACCCCUUACCUGCGCCAGUGUAAAGUCAUCGAUGAACAGGAUGAAGAUGAAGUACUCAGUGCUCCCAUGUUGCCUUCCAAGAUCAACCGAUCAGGCCGACUAUUGGACAUUCUUCAUACCAAAGGAGAAAGAGGAUAUGUGGUCUUUCUGGAGAGUCUGGAGUUUUAUUAUCCAGAACUUUAUAAGCUGGUAACAGGGAAGGAACCCACCCGAAGGUUUUCUACCAUUGUUGUGGAGGAAGGCCAUGAAGGUCUUACUCACUUCUUGAUGAAUGAGGUUAUCAAGCUGCAGCAGCAAAUGAAAGCCAAGGAUGUGCAGCGCUGUGAACUUCUGGCCAAGUCUCGCCAGUUGGAAGAUGAAAAGAAACAGCUGACUCUGACCCGGGUAGAGCUAAUGACUUUCCAGGAGAGGUACCACAAGAUGAAGGAGGAGAGAGACAACUACAAUGAUGAGCUGAUCAAGGUGAAGGAUGACAAUUACAACCUGGCAAUGCGGUAUGCCCAACUGAGUGAAGAAAAGAACAUGGCAGUGAUGAGGAGCCGGGACCUCCAGUUGGAGAUUGAUCAACUGAAGCACCGAUUAAACAAGAUGGAGGAGGAAUGCAAGCUGGAGAGGAAUCAGUCACUCAAACUUAAGAAUGACAUAGAGAAUCGGCCCAAGAAGGAGCAAGUUCUUGAACUGGAGAGGGAGAAUGAGAUGCUGAAAACAAAAAUCCAGGAGUUACAAUCAAUUAUUCAGGCUGGAAAACGCAGCCUGCCAGACUCAGACAAAGCUAUUUUAGAUAUCCUGGAACACGACCGGAAAGAGGCUCUGGAAGAUAGACAGGAGCUGGUCAACAAGAUUUAUAACCUGCAGGAAGAGAUGCGUCAGGCUGAGGAGCUAAGAGACAAGUACCUAGAAGAGAAGGAAGACCUGGAAUUGAAGUGCUCAACCCUGGGGAAGGACUGUGAUAUGUACAAACACCGCAUGAAUACUGUGAUGAUACAACUGGAGGAAGUAGAAAAAGAACGAGACCAGGCAUUCCACUCUCGUGAUGAAGCACAGACUCAGUAUUCCCAAUGCUUGAUUGAGAAGGACAAGUACAGAAAGCAGAUCCGAGAACUGGAGGAAAAAAAUGAUGAACUGAGGAUUGAGAUGGUUCGGAAGGAAGCCUGUAUUGUGAACCUAGAGAGCAAACUCCGGCGCCUUUCCAAAGACAACAGUGGCCUUGACCAGAGUCUUCCCAGGAAUCUGCCAGUAACUAUUAUCUCUCAGACCUUUGGAGAUUCUAGCCCUAAAGCCAAUGGUCAGGAAGCAGAUGAUUCAUCAACAUCUGAGGAUUCACCAGAGGACAGCAAGUAUUUCCUGCCUUAUCACCCCCCAAAGCGGAGAAUGAACUUGAAGGGCAUCCAGCUGCAAAGAGCUAAAUCCCCCGUCAGCAUGAAGCAGGCAUCAGAUUUUCAAGAAAAUGGAAUGGAUGCCAGUAGCAACUCCUCCAAUCCUCUUUCUAUUGACAACUCUCUCAACAAAAUGCUGCCCCUUAGAAAUCGAAAUAGCAUAAUGUCUAUCACUGCGGAGCCUCCAGGAAAUGAUUCCAUUGUCAGAAGAUGUAAAGAAGAUGUACCUCAUCGUAGUAUAAUUGAAGAAGACACUGACAGUUUUGGAUUUGAUGCCUUAGAUCUAGAUGAUGACAACCAUGAUCGCUACUCCUUUGGACCCCCCUCCAUUCACUCCUCUUCCUCUUCUCACCAGUCGGAGAGCCUGGAUGCCUUUGAUCUUGAGCAAGUCAACAUCAUAUUUAGGAAGUUUUCUCUGGAAAGACCUUUCCGUCCCUCUGUCACAUCUGUUGGUCACAUCAAGACCACAUGCCAUCCGGUGCAGCACACAACCCUGAACGGAGAUAACCUCAUCACUGAAAUCACCCUGCUGGGGGGAAAUGAUCGAGGCAGCUUCAUUCACUCUGUCAAGCCAGGAUCCCUGGCGGAAAAGGAAGGCCUCCGGGAGGGACACCAGCUGCUACUGCUGGAGGGCUGCAUCAAAGGCGAGAAGCAGAGCGUUCCCUUGGAUACUUGCACAAAGGAGGAAGCACACUGGACAAUUCAGAGAUGUAAUGGCCCCGUCACACUGCACUAUAAAUUCAACCAUGAAGGUUACCGGAAGCUGCUAAAGGACAUGGAAGAUGGCUUGAUCACGUCAGGGGACUCAUUCUACAUCAGGCUAAACCUGAACAUCUCCAGUCAACUUGACUCCUGUUCCAUGUCAUUGAAGUGUGAUGAAGUCGUACAUGUUCGUGACACAAUGUACCAGGAUAAAUAUGAGUGGCUAUGUGCUCGAGUUGAUCCAUUCAACAACAGAGACCUGGAAAUGGGAACUAUCCCCAGCUACAGAAGAGCCCAGCAGCUACUUUUGGUGAAGCUUCAGCGGUUGAUGCAUAGAGGGAAUCGAGAUGAAACAGAGAACACUCACCAUACGCUACGGGCACUACGGAACACACUGCAGCCUGAGGAGCCUCUUGCAAUGAAUGACCCCCGAGUAAGCCCCCGUCUUUCAAGAGCAAGCAUCCUUUUCGGUCAGCUCAUACAGUUUGUUAGUCGAUCUGAGAACAAAUAUAAGAGAAUGAACAGCAAUGAACGGGUUCGUAUCAUCUCUAGUGGUCACCCAGGGAACGUAGCCCGAGCCUCACUUGAUGUUUUGAAGCCCUUGUCAGAGAAGCAUGAAGAUGUGGACACAGAAAGUGACCUCAACAAGAGCCUCAACCUGAUCCCAUACAGCUUGGUGCGUUCCUUCUACUCAGAGCGCCGACGACCCGUCCUCUUCACCCCCACCAUGCUAGCCAAGACCUUGGUGCAAAAGCUGCUGAAUUCUGGAGGAGCCAUGGAAUUCAACAUGUGCAAGCCAGAUAUUGUAACAAAGGAGGAGUUCUUGAGGAAAGAAAGAACAGAAACCAUCAUCUUCUCCCGAGAAAAGAAUCCAAACACCUUCGAAUGCAUUGUUCCUGCCAAUAUUGAAGCUGUGGCUGCCAAGAAUAAACACUGUCUGCUGGAGGCCGGGAUAAGCUGCACAAAAGAUUUGAUCAAAGCAAAGAUCUAUCCCAUUGUUCUCUUCAUCAGAGUUUCAGAGAAGAAUAUUAAGAAAUUCAGGAAACUGUUGCCCAGGCCUGAGACAGAGGAGGAAUUUUUAAGGGUGUGCCGCCAGAAGGAGAAAGAGUUGGAAGCCCUACCUUGUCUCUAUGCCUCAGUGGAGGUUGAAAUGUGGAGCAGUGUGGAGGACCUAAUCCGAGUCAUCAAGGAGAAGAUAGGAGAGGAACAGCGUAAAACCAUCUGGAUUGAUGAAGAUCAGCUGUAAAACAGGCCUCGUGUUGAAUUGGAUUUGUCAGUGAUGGGCAGGCCCUGCCCAAGCAGAGUUUGGGAUGGUAGAGUCCCCAAGGGCAUUGCCCAGGGCUUCCUUACCACCUCUGUUUUCAGGGCGCUGAUGGAGCAGACACAGUUGGGAGGAGCUAUUUGGGCAUGUGGGUGAUGGGAGUCCCAGUGAUUAAACUUCUACCCUGAUAAGCUGCCUCACCACAGGACCCCACUCCCCUUUCCCAAUCAGUCCUAUCCCCAAGAACAGCAGCAACUGUUUUAACUGUGGGGAUGGAAGAAAACGAGGGAGGGAGGGAGGAGUAAUUUAUUCCACAUAUUGCCUAGACCCCGUCCCAGUCAUUUAGCACUCCUGACCUUAACACAGGGUAAAUCUUCAGGGAGACAUGGACUCAGCCAAAGGUCACUGAACCUGAGACCUUUAGGUUCCCUCCCAGACCAGACUAGCAAUUGAAUGUAAUUCGCCAAGGACUCUGCUCAUUGCCUGGUCAUAUUGGGGACCCCUAAAAGCAAGACUACUUUUCUCACCUGUGGUCCUUUCUGUGGGGUACAUAUGUAGGUAGCCUGGCCAGGCUGGAGUGAAAGAUAUAUGUUGCACUGUAUUGACUUUUUUUUUGCAUUAAAAUUCCUCAAGUCCUGUA
Molecule: messenger RNA, 4991 nt
Organism: Antechinus flavipes (yellow-footed antechinus)
Lineage: Eukaryota; Metazoa; Chordata; Mammalia; Dasyuromorphia; Dasyuridae
Gene: CARD11
Product: caspase recruitment domain family member 11
Exons: 25
Coding region: 908-4336 (1142 amino acids)
Biological process (GO): positive regulation of canonical NF-kappaB signal transduction; regulation of apoptotic process
Molecular function (GO): protein binding
Source: RefSeq, a predicted model, not a curated record